Molecule: messenger RNA, 516 nt
Organism: Closterium sp. NIES-67
Lineage: Eukaryota; Viridiplantae; Streptophyta; Zygnematophyceae; Desmidiales; Closteriaceae
Source: the annotation of a GenBank genome assembly
UUAGCGGACGAUGCAGCUACCCAACUGGGACGAUACAAGAGAUAUCCCAGUGGAGACAAUCGCACGAUUUGAGAAGGACGUGGAGCGAACCGACACCGGGUUCCUGUCGAUAGCAACAGAUGUGGAUAACGGCGGGGAGAAGACCUCGGAACCUCUAGGAAAGAUCAAGGAAUUACUGAAGGAGUUCCAAGACAUUCUUCAUGAAGACCAUCCGAGCGAGCUACCGCCAUAUCGAACGCAUCAACAUGAGAUAGUGGAGGAACCAGAUUCAAAGCCGACCUUCCGAGCACCGUAUCGGCUCAGUCCCAAUGAGUUGACCAACAUGAAAAAACAGAUCGAGUAUCUCCUAGCCAAAGGGCUCAUCCGACCAUCCACUUCGCCAUACGGUGCCCAGUGCUCUUCACACCGAAAUCGGACGGAAGCCUGCGCAUGUGCAUCGAUUACCGAGCUCUCAACAUGCAGACCAUCAAGAAUAAAUAUCCGAUACCACAAAUAAAUGAAACAAGCAUACAGCAA